AUGGAGUCGCUUUGUUGUCUUCAGUUCUUCGCUUUUGUUUUAGUCCUCAUCGCAAUUCUCUACCGCGUAUUGCGCCUACCUCGGCCUGACCCCAACAUAGACAAAUCUUUUCUCCGUAAUGAUAAAUCGGAAUCGGCAAUUGUUGCUCACAGAGGCGGGUCAGCUGAAGCACCUGAAAACACUUUGGCUGCGUUUCGUAUGUCGAAAGAAAAUGGGGCAAUUGGUGUUGAAUUUGACGUAGAUUUCACGAGGGAUGGUAGAGCAGUUGUAAUUCAUGAUUCAACUGUUGACAGAACUACAGAUGGAAUAGGUUUGGUCAGUGACUUCUCCUUUGAGGAAAUUCGAAGACUUGACGCAUCUUGUAAACAUCCGUUAAGGUACGGUAAAAAUUUAAAAAAUGUAAGCUUACAUGUAUGUAGCUUAAUUAUUAAAGGGUCUGUUUACAAGGAGCAAGGGGUUACCCUUGUGCUAGGUUUACCCUAGCAAGCGGGUUAAAGUUAGCUCUGGUUUACCAGCAAAUUACGCUAAUCUACCAAGCUUUACUGACGUGUUUUGUCAUGCGUGACAUUCUUUGUAACGUCCAAGAUUCGAAAUAAAUCAAAACUUGAAGUUCUCUAUGGAAAAAAUGUUAAAUUCACGAAAAAACGCGAAAAUAUUAUCAUCAUAUACAGAAAAUACCCUAUAUUGACUUUUUGUUCAGAUUUUUAUAAUUUAGCUCAGAAAUUGGAUAAUUUCACGGCAGGUACAAAAUCCAGGUCACAGGUCACAGGUCACAAGUGCAGGGCAAACUACAGGUCACUGUGCUAUGGUAAAUAAACAUGAGCACUUAAAGUGUCCCCCAGCCCUAAUCACAAUCCAAAAUAGAAUUUUAGCUUAACCCUUUAAGCCCCAAUAUCCACAUACAAAUUCUCCAAACUGAUCUCUAUACAUUUCCUUUAAGAAUUAGUUAAGAGAAUUUGAUAAAAGAUCAAAGUAUUUUCUCUUAGGUGAUCAUUUUAUUAAUUCUCAUAACUUUAUCUCACAACAAUGUAUGGAUAUCGUUAGGAGAAAAUUGCUGUUGGUCACUAUUGGGACUUGAAGGGGGUUAAGGGGAAAUAGAGCAGUGACCUACACUAUUGACCUUUGACCUGUGAGCUGUGUUUUGUACCUGCCAAUAAUUCCGAUCAAAUUGUCAAGACCACUGGUCAGGCAUGACAGAGGAAAGUUGUCGCGGAUGGGCAAGUUAUCCCUAGCAGAGCGUUUACAAGGCAGAUAAGGUAACCCUCUUGUUAGGGUAACCGUAGCACUCAGGUAGGGUUACUCUAGCGCUAGGGUAACCCUACCUACCUUGUAAACACAUCAUGCAAAAAAAGAAGAAAUGUGCGAGUGCAAGGGUUCUCCCUCCUUGUAAACAGGGCCUACACUGUCAGUUAUAGUGCGACUACUAUACCCGGGACCACCUUAACAAAGUUGACCAAUUCAGUUACAGGAAAAUAACAGUACAUUGCGAGAAAGUUAGUUGUCAAUCAUAAUUACCACAAAACGAAAUAAACGACAUGGCAUGGAUUGAAAUCAACCAAUAAACGACCUACAGACAUGACCUUUUGAACCCCGCUGAAGAAAGCACAUGUUUUCCAAGAGGUCCGUUAGAAUGGGUGAUGGAGAGGAGAAAUGUAAACGGUAGUUAUAUUUUUGACUUGCUUUUUGAAAUUGCCGGUAGAUGACAAAAUAACAGCUUGUGUCAAAGAAAAAUGUGUCCUGGGUAUUGCAUGCAAAGUUUCAUAUAGAAAACCAUCAUCUGGUGAAACAUUUUGCUUUCCAGAAAAAUGUUUACUUCCAAGAAUAUUAAAUUUUGUGCUUCGAGUAACUUAUUGUUUUUUACGAGCUGCUGAUUGGCCCACAACCAACUUUCUUGGAAUGUGUUGUUAGUUUCCUGUAAUCCAAUUGGUCAACUUUGUUUAAGAGGCCUUUUGGGAUAUUUGCAGUUUGGUAGCGCAAUCAACUUUUUGUAAACACAAAUGAUUUGUUUUGGAAAAAUGACUGCAGCAGGAACUAAAAGGGAAUACAGGUAACCUGUAAAUUUUCAGCCAUAUAUUUCAAAACUAGCGACUGUAACUGCCACCAAAAAUUAGAAAGAUUUGUUUGGGAAAAAGAACUCUUGCCUCCCAGUCAUAGUUGAGUAGUUUUCCAAGUAAAUCCUUGUAAAUUUGAAAUUUUCAAACUGUAUCUAAUUAAUAUUUUGUCCAUAGACUCUCCAAUAUAACCACCUAAGGGAGCAACAGUGUCAAAGAUAUAACAAUAUUGUUAAUAUUUUCAUAAUUAUGAUAGUGACAAGUUUCCAAGGGAAAAGAUUCCGUCUGUUGAAGAAGUUGUAGAGCUUUGUGCCAGCCUUGGGUUAAAGAUGAUUAUUGAAAUCAAGAAGGGUAGCAAUUCCGAAGAGGUGAGAACAAAAUUUAUGUAAAGAAGAUUUUAUGGAGGCUCCUAGAGGCAUGACUGUGCACCUUACACUUCUUUCUCCACUUUGCCAAUACACAAAACAAUACACACACUCUACCCCAUUAUUUUAAUUUUGUAUGUGAAUCAAAUUGUGACAAGUGAAAUUAUUACCUAAUUUGGGUAGUUUACCGUUUGAUUACUUGUUAAUUAGUACCAUGGGUGACAAAUUAUGCACGCAAUCAUGGAUUUUUGACAUGUUUAUCGUAUCAGUCAUGAACUCCACGCACUGAAAAGUUAAAGAUGAAGCUUAAAUUUUGGUUAUGUUUAUAAUAAUUUUUCAGAAUUUUAUGACAAAAUACCUGAUAGAAUCCUUCUUCAUUUUGUCAUGUGCUCUUUUGUGUAUUGGUUUUGUUUAGCGUCUUUUAAUGCCUUGCAAUAAAAUUAUUGUCAUCUUCAUUCAUAACAUUUUAAAACCUUGAUGCCAUAUUGGUCCUGACAUGUACAGACCAUUGUCAUGGCAUUUCUGUAGUUUCACAUGUGAAAUUUGCCACCAAAAUUAAGGAAUAGUAAUUAUUUUUUGUCACCCAUGAUAUGUUGGCUUGGGUGAGUACAUUGCUACUACUUUUUUUUUAUUAAAUCAUUGGAGCACACUGUACAUGAAAAAAAAAAAGAGAGAGAGGGAGAGAGCAAAGUUACUUUAUAAUAAUAGUAUUCCAGAAACAUCUCACAGAGAUUCUACUAUCCUAAGUGGAAGGCUUUUUUGAGAGAGGAGGGGUGAAUUUUCGAUGUACAAGUCAAGAACAUGAAAGGCAUGUACAGUCAACUCCCAAUAACUCAAACCUUCUAGGGAAAUCAAAAUAGGUUCGAGUUAGCGGGAGUUCUAGUUAUCAGGAGUUAGAAGGAAAUAACCGGAAAUAAGAAAGUGGGAUGGGGGAAUGAAUUCUGCAAGUAAUAUGCACACUUCAAACUUGAUUAAUGCACAGUGCUGGACACUGUAUUCAAACUGUACUGACAAAAAAGUAAAGACAAAGAAUACAUGGUUGUUAAAAUAAUUUAUGUGUUUGGGACUGCAGUCCCUUUUUGUCAGGCAGAAAGCAUGGUUUGAGUUACCUAGGGUAAAUUUAAUAUAUAGAAAUAUUUUGAAGGGAAACAAAAAUUACCCCAAGUUAUCGGGAGGUUUGAGUUAUCGAGGGUUCGAGUUACUGAGGGUAAAAUUAUAGUAAGUGUACAUUAUGAAGGAAAUCCAGGGGAAAUCAAUUUUGGUUCGAGUUUGCGUGAGGUUCGAGUUAGCGAGGGUUCGAGUUAUCGGGAGUCGACUGUAAUAAAGGCGUGAUGCUCAAUAUACCAAGUCGAUAUACAGUGUAUGCACUAUGGUGUCAUUCUUUCGUGGAAAGUUUAUUGUGUCAUUGUUUAAGGGCUAGGGAUCAUUGUUGUGUUCUUUGUGACAUCACUCGAGAAUUGCUAUUCACUUGGUAUGUUGUGCACCAGCCAAAUAACCCUUUAAGUCCCAAUAGUGACCAAGAUCAAUUUUCUCCUAACAAUAUCCAUACAUUGUCAACAGAUAAGUUAUGAGAAUUAAUAAAAUGAUCACCUAACUAAAAAUGCCUUGAUCUUUUAACAAAUUUUCUUAACUCAUUCUUUAAGGAAAUGUAUAGAGAUCAGUUUGGAGAAUUUGUAUGUGGAUACUGGGACUUAAAGGGAUAAAGGGGUGAAUCAGGGUAAAUGCCUGCAAUCAAUAAUUAUUGUUUCAGGCUCCAACCCACCUCCUAACUGACAUGCAAAAAAAAGUUAAGUGUAAAAUAUCUGGCUGUCAAAUAAUAUCCAGUCAAGAUCGUUGCCUGGGGAAAUCUUCGACACCUGUCAUGCAGACUUAGAUAGAUUAUGUCAAGAGGCUACGUAGCUUUGGUUGGUUAUUCACAAUCCAGAAUGGUUCCAAAACAACACAUGACUAAAUUAAGCUAGUAGAUUAUUCACUAGAAACUUAUUUUGUAGUCGGUCAUACUUUUGUAAGCAUUAGAACCUGAGUACAGAGUUAAUUUCGUGUACUAACUAAGUAUCUCCUUUUUAAAUCUUUUUUUAGACAGCACAAUAUUUGACAAAUCUGUUUUCGAGUUAUCAACUAUAUGACAGAGCUCUUGUCUGCAGCUACUUUCCUGGUGUAAUUUACAAGGUAGAUGAUUGCAUGUUACUUAUAAAAUAGUAAUAAUUACUAUUUUUUUAAUUUCUAUUAAAUUAAUGUAUAUGUUGUGGUUCAAUUUUAUUUUCUUUUGUUUUGGGAUGUGGUAUUAUGUAUGAUAAUGAGUUUGAAACAAAGGAAAAUAAAAUUUAAACCAAGGAUAAAAUUGAACUACAACAUACAUAAAUAUCAUUAAGUUGUACUUCACAAAAUAAAUCACCUCAAGUUCUACUUCUAGUUAUUAACCCAAUUCUUUAAAAACAAAAAUCAGGAGCAAUUUUUAUUGUUUCUAUUUUUCAUCACCCUGCUUGAAGAGCCUUAAUUCUUUUCCUGGAUUUUGUGUCCAGACUCUGUACGAAUUGAGUAAGAUCUUUGCUUGCUGAGCAUGCACUGCAUGUUGCUCGAAGGAUGCAAUUUUUUAACUCAGUGGUACAGUGGGCUCAGUUAUGAGCACGUGAUUAUCAAUAAAUGGAUGUUUGCACUCAAAAAUCCAGUUAACAAGAGAAAACAAGAUUGACUAGUCCAGAAUAGUUCAGGCUCUGGUGACUUCAAAGGCUUGAUGUGAUUCAGGCAGAUCAGCCAGCUGUUCUCCUCUUUGAUCAUGAAGGAGACAAUAAAAGGAGGCUCUGUUCACAGGGUACUGCUAUUUCAUAAUUGCAUCAAACUUUUUCCCUUGAUAACUAUCAAUAGUCAAGAGUCAAAUUAACUACAGAAGAAUUAUUGUUUUUUGAAAUACUGUUUUGUUUUUGCUUUGACAUCUUAGGUUCGCAAGACAGAUCCUAAAAUCAUUACUGCUUUAGUAUGGUGGAGGGACAGCAUGAGUUAUAUUAUAACAGGAGGCAAGGAAUUGUUUGAGAUUGAUAGUUCCAUCAAAGUAUCAUUUUUGAGUUUCUUUGAUAGAAUAUGGGAGGCACUUUUGCCAUGGUAUUAUGAUUUCCUUGGAGUGCCCAUUCUGUCAUGUGCAAAGGAACAUGUUUGCGCGUAAGUCAUCUUUCUUUUCAGAAUUUCUUCACUGUUUGUUUCUGUAUCUCCUAGACAAUUAGUAUUAUAUUAUUAUCUUUCAGACUGUCUUUUGGUUUCUGAUUGCUGUAAAGUUCCUGUCUGCAUUUUCAUUGCCAGUUUCUGUGCCCUGACCAAAUUUAGAAGAUUUUUCAAUUAUUUUGACAGUUGAGGUCAAUCAUCAAAUAGUAGAAGAUGAAAGAUGAUCAAUGCUAAGCAGACUGGUAGACAGUUGACGCAGAGUCUCAGCUGUUUUGUUUUUAGCAAUGAUCACAGUGACCCAGGGGUACUUCAGAUUUUAAGGUUCGGAAAUUCGGCACGGGAUUUUUGCGGAGUUAAUUUUUGGUCUAGGGAUGGUUUUGGGUUUUGACUUUUUGACCCCAUUCAAUCAUCCCCAGCACUUGAAAUCUGGACAAUACCCCCUCUUCCCCCCAAGCAAUGGGAAUGUCAAAAAUGCAAAUUGAUAAAGCCAAAACUUUGCACAUGCAUUAAACUAUUUGGUACAUUCCUUUCCUGGCCACUGCCUAACUAUGAUCAUGAUAUUCAUCUGUAGUGUGCAACUUUUCAAAGAUACAGGAAAUACACAAUUUGACGAGUUAUUCUCUCUUAUAUUACACUUAGGUGUGGUCCUUAAAAAUGAUAUUAUUGACCGCUAGGAAAAUUAGUCUCCCCAGUGAAGUAUUGAGCAAGUUGGAAUAUUGUGAUCAAGUUUGAAAGAAUGCAAUUUUAUUUUUUGAGUGAUCAUUUCUCUGCUGUUGUCAUCCUCAUUACUAAUUUUUGUGGGCUUUUAGUGAAGGUCAAAGUAAAAUUGGCAAAACUAAAGGAAGAAGGAAAAGAGGGAAUUGGAGUGAGCGAAAAUGGAAAUGCCGUUUAUGUGUUUGCCACCUUAUUCCUACUUUCCAUUUGAUCCCCCUCAAAUGGCUGCUACCCUUGGGUUACUACCCUUAGGGUUCCCCUUCAAAAACCCCUAUUUCUGGUAAUUGAAAGUGGUUAGUGGAAAGUUAUUGUGAUUUAGAAGCUCUCCUGACUUAUGACAGCUGUGUGGAAGUUGGUCCUGUGUGAGAUCUUGGAUAAUACUUGACCUGAUAUGAUAACCACUAAAACUUUGCUUUGUUCCACAGGGACAUGUUAGAGUUGUGGAGAGGUUAUGGUGUUGAUGUGGUAACAUGGACUGUCAAUCAUUUGAAGGCCAAGGUCUUUUUCAUGGAAUGUCUUGAUUGCUCAGUCAUAACAGACUGUGUAAAACGAAAUUCAGUUUGGAAUUAACUACAAAAUGAAAUAUUUUGAAAAACGAAAUUCUUGUGCAUCAAAUCAAGCAAAUUUGUCUUUACCGAUAUGUUAUUUCCUUUGCAAGGUUUGAGGAGGACACAUGUUUAAAUUCCUAUGAAAUUGUGGGAAAGCUUGCCAAAAUAUUUAAGCGUUGUCUUGCCCCAUGUAAGGUAAUCCAGAUUCUGCAGUUUAGAAAAUUUUUCGUCGUAAAAUCUUGUAUCCUCGAAAUUUCUUCUCGUGGAAUGAGGGGAGGGGGGCAUCUGUACACAGGCUACAUAUGGAAUCUGCAAUCCUGCCAAUGAUUAGAAUCCGGAAUCCAGUACAUCCGGAAUCCACAACGUGGAAUACAGACUCCAAUAAUGUUUUGUAAUAUUACCUUACGUGGAGUGACAUGUUUCACCUCAGAGCUGGUCAGAUUAUUGACACAGUAAAAAUAAUUUAACUUGCUGUUAAUCAGUCAGGUUCAGUGAGUUUUCUGAGAUGAGUGACUGUUGCAAAGAGCCUUAUGUGUGAUGUUGCCCGGUUUUCCCUCAGUCUGAAGUUAUUGAUUCAGUUCUCCUUGGAUCGACUUGCUCAGUUUGUGGAGGCAUGGUGAAACAAAAUUGGGUGACAGCGUUUGAUCACAAGACUGAUGUUUUGAACCUAAAGAAAGUAAAAUUGGCACAGGCUUGACUGUUAAUAAAUUAUUCUCCUGUAAGAUUUAUUGUACGUAUAUGCCUUUUAAAGGCUACGGGUUCGGAAUAUUUGUUAUCGGAAUAUUUAAGUUAACUUAUUUGUAAUUUAUGGCAACUCAUUUUACUUACUGUUAUACAUGUAUGUCUUUAAAUGUUUUUGUGUAAGAAGGGUUCCUUAAAUAUUUUUGUGUAAAAACGCCC
Porites lobata is the source of this 7734-nucleotide messenger RNA. The record is from the annotation of a GenBank genome assembly. Lineage: Eukaryota; Metazoa; Cnidaria; Anthozoa; Scleractinia; Poritidae.